Messenger RNA from Yamadazyma tenuis ATCC 10573, 1578 nucleotides. It is a transcript of the gene VPS17, whose product is annotated as retromer subunit. Gene Ontology annotation, cellular component: endosome; retromer complex; retromer, tubulation complex. Gene Ontology annotation, biological process: intracellular protein transport; retrograde transport, endosome to Golgi. Gene Ontology annotation, molecular function: phosphatidylinositol-3-phosphate binding. Lineage: Eukaryota; Fungi; Ascomycota; Pichiomycetes; Serinales; Debaryomycetaceae. The record is from RefSeq and is a predicted model, not a curated record.
AUGGCGUCGGCAAUUCCUUACGAUCCCAACGAAUUCGAGGAUAACAAUCCAUUUGCAGAGCCUGAGGUGCAUCAUGUGACGCCAGCCGUUCAACCGGGCCCCCAAGUCUCCGAUGAACCAAUCCCUGAGGAGCCUCACAGUCAACGUAGUACAACCCCAGACCAACAAGGAAAACUCACUGAAGAAGAACUACAUAAACUUUUACCAGAGAGAUUCUCCUCCAAGUACAAACUCAAAAUUGCUUUAAUCAACAUCGAAAAGAACAAACCUGGAAAUCCGAUUUUAAAGUUCAAUGCCGAAGUUCAAAACUUACCCAGGUACAGACAAGCCAAAUACAAAGAAAUUCGUCGAACGUACCAGGAAAUUGUCAAAUUCAAUAAAUAUUUGACAGUUUCUAACUUGGAAUGCUUUGUUCCUCAAAUUCCUUCUGUUCAAACAUCAUACCCCACUGGUGGAGAAGAAGAGACCAAACAAUUGAUGAUAUUGUGGCAAGAAUGGUUCGAUAGAAUCACUAGAAAUCCUAUUAUUAUUCGAGACGAAGAGUUUGUAUAUUUCCUUGAAAACGACUUUGGUUACUCGGUUAUCAACUCCAAUAGAAAAGUAUCAAUUGCCAGUGGAUUAGUCCGUAAGACUUUGAAACAAUUGGCAGUGCCAUACGAUGCCUAUGAAGAACUAGUUGAAUUCCGACCUUUGAUUAAAGCAGCAUAUCUCAGUUGCCAAAAGCUCGAGAAGCUUUUGGAGAAAAACUCGAAAAUGGAGAAACAACAUGCUGCCUCAAUUGGAGAUUUAUCCCAAAAGUUAGCCAAUCUUUCACAGGUUGAAUUUAUUCACCCAGGCAUGAAAAACAUGUGGGAAAAACUUUCGAAGAUCAAGCUCAUAGAGGCCGAUUUAAUUCUCAUUCAACUGUAUAAUGAGAUGGGGACCUUGGGAGAUGGUCUAAGAAUUUUUGUUGAAGACUUCUAUCAAGUUAAAGAAGCAUUGACGAACAGACACUUGAUAAUGAGAGAACUCGUUCAAGCUCAGCAACAGACAAAGAUCAAACACUUGCAUGCGAAUAAGAUGAAGAGCAAAUCGGCCCUUGACCCUAUUAAAGUUGACGAAGCAUUAAGAUCACUUGAAUUUGCUACUAAAGCAGAAGAAUCGUUGACCCUUCAGGUGAAGAGAAUCUCUGGGGAAAUGAUCUUUGAAAAAGAUGAGGUGCUACAGCACACGGAAUUGAAAUUCCACAAGCUCUUAAAGAACUACACUUUGAACCGAGUAGACCAUCAUCGCAAGAUCUUGAAGCAUUUGGAAAACAUCCGUCUUGACAUUCGUAUUGUGGAUGACAAAGGAGGUUUGUCCCGUCUUAACCGGGAAAACUUGAGCAACUUAAAGCAUAAUCUCUUGCAAUCCCAACUGGCCAGUGGAGACUCCUGGUCCCUGAGAACUUUCCGGUCUCUAAGCGAAGAGCAAGACCUCAAGCAAAAGAAGGAACAGGAGAAGAACGAAGCUGCCGAAACAGAGGGUAAAGAAUCUGAAAUCGAUAAUGUGGUCGAUGCCAAAAAUGCUGCUCACUUACUAGGGGUAGCUACAUUCUAG